GCAAGGAAGCACAUGCCAGCCAAGAGAGAAGAUUAACAUUUUAAUGUCUGGAAAUUGUUUACUACCUUUCGCCCAGUGAAUUACACCCACCGCGACGCUGACCGGGACAGAUCGGUGGUCAAACAGACCAUGAACGAGUGAAUUACAUAAAUGAAUGAACGUCGACAUCUAGUGACCAAGCCGGUGACAUGAAGCACGACAACACUUCCUGCACUGACACCUCGGACCAGGAGAAAGAGACGGCCACGAACGCCUACGAAGCAUUUACGUCUGGAAAAUACGACGAGGCCCUGAAACAGCUGGAAAACCUUCAGGACCUGAACAAGGACGACCACAAGAUCGCCAUGAACAAAGCCGUUACUGAGUUUUACAAAAGCGGACAGACGACCACCAGCACUCUGAAGCAGACUUUAAUGAUGAUCAAGAAUCAGGCGCAUUCUGCUGUGGAAGAUAUCGACGGUUUAGACGAUGUGGAAAACAGCAUCCUGUACUACAAUCAAGCCGUUAUUCACUACCACAUGCGGCAGUACCUAGAAGCCAUAUCCAUAGGAGAGAAGCUCUACCAGUUUUUGGAACCUUUUGAGAAGUUCGCUCAGGCCGUGUGCUUCCUGCUGGUGGACCUUUACCUGCUCACGUUCCAGCCGGAGAUCGCGCUCCAUCUUCUCGCCGUGCUGGAGAAACUGGCCGUACAGGGCAACAGCAAGAACGGCAAAGGAGAGGCUGGCAGUGGCUCAGCGAGAGAAUCUGCCGCUCAGAGAGCCGAGUUUGCUGCCCUGAUCGAGGCCGCCAAAGCUCGGAUACACCAGUACAAAGUGCGCGCCUACAUUCAGAUGAAGUCCCUUAAAGCCUGUAAAAGGGAGAUCAAGUCUGUUAUGAACACGGCUGGAAACUCUGCACCUUCCCUCUUCCUGAAGAGUAAUUUUGAGUAUUUGAGGGGAAAUUACAGAAAAGCUGUGAAACUUCUGAACAGUGCGAACAUCGCUGAACAUCCUGGACCCCUCAAAACAGGUGAAUGUGUGCGCUGCAUGUUCUGGAACAAUCUGGGCUGUAUUCACUUUGCGAUGGGAAAACACAACCUGGGGAUCUUCUACUUCAAGAAAGCCCUCCAGGAGAACGACCAUACGUGUGCACAGCUGGGGGACGGCAAGAACGUCCAGGCUAAAAAGUUCGCAGGUAUCCCCAUGUGCGCUCUACUGGCCAACAAACGCUACGAGCUGCUCUAUAACUGCGGUAUUCAGCUGCUGCACCUCGGCCGGCCCCUGGCAGCCUUCGAGUGUCUGAUGGAGGCCGUGCAGGUUUACCACUCCAAUCCCCGGCUCUGGCUGCGGCUCGCCGAGUGCUGCAUCGCCGCCAACAAGGGGAGUUCAGAGCAGGAAACGAAAGGCUUGCCGAGCAAAAAGGGAAUAGUGCAGUCCACCGUGGGGCAGGGAUACCACCGGAAGAUUGUCCUCGCAUCACAGUCCACACAGAACGUUACCUACAGCGAGGGCCAGUCAGCGGCGAUCCCCGUAGCCAGUAUGGAGUUCGCAGCGAUCUGUCUGAGGAACGCCCUCCUCCUGCUGCCCGAGCACCAUCAACACGAGGGCAAACCGGAGGACGGCUCGAAAAGCUCCGGCCAGUCGGGCAGCACCGAGAGCGGCAGCGAGAACAGCGACGCCUGCAGUGGGAAGGGCCAAGAAGGAGACAAGUUUAUCCCCGCCGCCCCUUCGUCACCUCUCCGAAAACAGGAAGUGGAGAACCUCAGGUGCUGUAUUUUAGCCUGUAGUGCGUACGUGGCUUUGGCCCUUGGGGACAACCUGAUGGCCCUUAAUCAUGCAGAUAAGCUUCUACAUCAGCCCAAACUGUCAGGAUCCCUCAAAUUUCUGGGUCACUUGUACGCUGCUGAAGCUCUGAUCUCUCUGGACCGUAUUUCGGACGCUAUCACUCACCUCAACCCAGAGAACGUUACCGACGUGUCGUUAGGCGUGUCACCCAGCGAACAGGAGCAAGGUUUAGAUAAAGGAGAUUUAGAGCCAGUCGAAUCCUCAGGGAAGCAGACCCCUCUGUGUUACCCCAGCAGUGUGAGCUCUGCCAGGGCCAUGAUGUUAUUUAAUUUGGGCAGCGCUUACUGUCUGCGGAGUGAAUAUGAGAAAGCACGCAAGUGCCUCCAUCAGGCCGCCUCAAUGGUCAGUUCAAAGGAGAUUCCACCAGAAGCUAUUUUACUGGCCGUCUACCUAGAGCUGCAGAACGGUAACACACAGCUGGCUCUGCAGAUCAUCAAACGGAACCAGCUGCUGCCGUCGGUGAAGCCCUCGUCCUCUCCAGACCUGCGUAAGAAACCUCAGCCCUUCCAGCCAGUGCAGCCCAUUCAGCCUAUACAGAUGCCUUCAUCCUUCACACAAGUCCAGCGCAAAUGAUGGACGGCCUCACUCGCUCCCCAGCGUCAACACUUUUAAUCCCUCGUAAUAUUUAAGAGCCUGUAACAGCUCAGAUACACACACUGAUGAGGGGAUGAUGGGUAGGAGAGCCGAAUAUGACUACAAACGGUGUGAGAGGUUAUAAAACUUCUUCCUUGAGAGAAGGGCGGCUUUCCAAGAGCUCAUUACCUGUUAAAAUGUAUACUGACAUGAUCUGGGGGCUAUAAAAUCUUAAAUAAAUUUUAUGUACACUUA
Messenger RNA from Trichomycterus rosablanca, 2651 nucleotides. It is a transcript of the gene cnot10, whose product is annotated as CCR4-NOT transcription complex, subunit 10. Gene Ontology annotation, biological process: negative regulation of translation; mRNA catabolic process. The record is from RefSeq and is a predicted model, not a curated record. The coding region runs from base 189 to 2396 and encodes 735 amino acids. The transcript has 20 exons. Gene Ontology annotation, molecular function: protein binding. Gene Ontology annotation, cellular component: CCR4-NOT complex. Lineage: Eukaryota; Metazoa; Chordata; Actinopteri; Siluriformes; Trichomycteridae.